AAUGGCUACAUGGUCUGUCUUAGUUGUCGGAAUCGAGGAAGGCAACUACCUUGUUAAAGUUGCUGACGACGAAGCUGCUUUUAAGGAAACUACUGUUAAGAAACUAAAGAAAAAAAUAUCUGAAUCAAAAGCAGGCCUCGUUAAUCCAGAAUACAUGCGCCUUCUUUUUGCCGGUAAACAACUCGAAGAUGAAGAUGCUUCAACUCAUGAAGAGAAGACCUUAGAAGAUUACAACAUUCAAAAGCGAUCAGCUAUCACCGUUGUCAUGAGAGUGCACGGAGGAAGUGACACGUCUCUGUCAAAAGUCAACAGAGUACCAUUGCCGCCUGCCUCAGAGGACAAAGAAUAUCCGAGUGAUUUUGCUUUGAAGUUUACUGAUGAUCCUGAUUGCAUUGAUCCUUAUUCUGAUUCUCAAAAAAGAGUCAAAAUGAAAUGUGGUCAUGCUGUUGAACCAAACACCCUUACGGCGUAUUGUCGUAGUCUUCUUGAUCAGCAUAUCUUUACGUUCACUUGCCCCGCUAUUGUGGAUGGAAAGAAAAAGCAAUGUAAAAAGGAAUGGGAUUACACUGAUGUUCGUUUGGCUGCACUAUUCAAUGAUGCUGAGAUGCAGUAUUUUGAGAGCAAGAUGUCCGAAUAUGCUGCUUCGCAAUACUGUGACUUGAAAGAAUGUCCUGGUUGCCGAUCAUUUGUUGAACGUAUUGAUUUGGAUAAUCUUAGAGUUCAUUGCCCUCUUUGUACUAAGAAAAAAGGUAAAAAUUAUGAUUUUUGCUGGCAUUGUUUAAAGGAAUGGACGGGACCAAUGAAGUCAUCUGUGAAAUGUGGAAAUGAGUCUUGUGUCCAUCCUGAUCUCCCAUCAAUUCGAGAUGCUCCUGAUUUUGUCCUCAAUGGCAAAAAUGUCCCUAAUCGUCGUGCAUGUCCAACUUGUGGAAAAGUUACUGAGCACUUAGCACAAGGUUGCAAGUUUAUUGUCUGUCCUCGCUGCAAGAAAGAGUUUUGCUUUAUGUGUUUGGAAUUAAAAGAAGUAUGCUUGAAAAGUGCUCCAGCUUCCUGGUAUGGGAAUUGUGGGAAACCUGUUGCACCUAAACAAACAAUUAUUCCAUGCUGGUCUCGUGACAACUGAGGGCUGAA
Molecule: messenger RNA, 1128 nt
Organism: Amphimedon queenslandica
Lineage: Eukaryota; Metazoa; Porifera; Demospongiae; Haplosclerida; Niphatidae
Product: probable E3 ubiquitin-protein ligase ARI8
Exons: 1
Coding region: 2-1120 (372 amino acids)
Biological process (GO): protein ubiquitination
Molecular function (GO): protein binding; ubiquitin-protein transferase activity; zinc ion binding
Source: RefSeq, a predicted model, not a curated record